This is a messenger RNA of Telopea speciosissima, 1332 nucleotides long. Its product is annotated as monoacylglycerol lipase abhd6-A-like. Gene Ontology annotation, molecular function: catalytic activity. Bases 141 to 1151 code for a protein of 336 amino acids. The record is from RefSeq and is a predicted model, not a curated record. The transcript is spliced from 4 exons. Lineage: Eukaryota; Viridiplantae; Streptophyta; Magnoliopsida; Proteales; Proteaceae.
CCAUGUAUUUGCAGCAAACUCCGAUUCUCUAAUCCCAAUUCCCAAGAGGGUUUUUCAUUGUUUCCCAAUUUUCCUUAACAUUAUUUAUCUCAGACCAUCGGAUUCCAUGCCGAAGAAGAGAAGGGCUGUUGUUUUAAUCCAUGAUUCAAUCUUGGGUUCCUCUCUGUAGUCGUAUUGAUUGUUUUGAUUCAUUCUCCAUCUUAAUGGCGAAGUGUUUCAGCUUCACCGCUUCAAGGGACUGGUGUUACCGCUACACCUUCGCAAACGCCGGCCUCAGAUCGGCCACAACGGACCUGGGCGAUGGCACGAUGAUGCACUGUUGGGUACCCAAAACCCAUAAACAGAAGAAACCAACUCUGCUGCUCGUCCAUGGCUUCGGAGCCAACGCAAUGUGGCAAUGGAGCGAUCUCCUCCGACCCUUUAUCACCCGCUUCAACAUCUACGUUCCAGACCUUCUUUUCUUCGGCGAUUCGUUCACAACUCGCCCCGAACGCACCGAGUCGUUCCAGGCGCAGUGCAUGAUGAAGCUUAUGGAAGCGCACGGGGUGUCCAAAUUAAGCCUUGUCGGGAUCAGCUACGGUGGGUUCGUUGCGUACAGCAUGGCUGCUCAGUUCCCGGAGGCCGUGGAGCGGGUGGUGCUUUGUUGUGCAGGGGUGUGCUUGGAGGAGAAGGACUUGAAGGAGGGUCUGUUUGUGGUUUCAAGCUUAGAGGAAGCCGCCAGCGUUUUGAUGCCUCAGACACCAGAAAAGUUGAGGGAGCUGGUUCGCUUGUCUUUCGUCAAACCUGCCAAGACCAUGCCCUCUUGCUUCCUUCGCGAUUUCAUCGAUGUUAUGUGUACAGAAUAUGUUGAAGAGAAGACACAAUUGAUUCAGGCCAUACUCAAAGAUAGGAAACUUUCUGAUCUUCCAAAGAUCACUCAGCCAACACUAAUAGUAUGGGGAGAGCAAGAUCAGAUAUUCCCACUGGAAUUGGGGCGCAGACUGAAAAGUCACAUAGGGGAGAAUGCUAAACUAGAAGUGAUAAAGAAUGCUGGGCAUGCUGUGAAUAUGGAGAAGCCUAAGGAGUUCUACAAGCACUUGAAAUCUUUCCUUGUUGAUUCUCUUCAUCCUCCCCCUCCUCCUCCUCAGCUUAAUGGAAACAAGGUGGACUAAAGUCUUUAGAUGGAGAGAUGUUAGAGCUCCCUAGCAAAGCAAGGUCUGUUUCCCAAUCUGGUUUAAAUGUCUAUAUAUGCAAUGCAGAGGAAGUCAUAGGGACAAUGCUGCACCUAUCUCUUGGAGCAAUUUCAAUGUCAAUUGCAGUAGGUGUUGCUCUUGCAUAUGAAGGCAUAAGAAG